This is a messenger RNA of Penicillium brasilianum, 2040 nucleotides long. NCBI's taxonomy places the organism in Eukaryota, Fungi, Ascomycota, Eurotiomycetes, Eurotiales, Aspergillaceae. The record is from the annotation of a GenBank genome assembly.
AUGCGAGGCUCUAUUGGCCACGCUCUGGUCGGGCUUAGCAUCUCGGGCCUUGGCCUGACAGCUGCCGUGCAGCGCGAUGUCGAGAUCGUUCGGUUCCAUGAUCUUGGCACUGUGACUGCCGACUCCCUGCAUAAUAUCCAUGUUGAAUUUGUCGACGAGUCUUUUGAAGGACAUCUGAAGCUAGUAUAUGGAGAGUGUGGGAUGGAAAGUCCCGCACAUGGCCACCACGAUAUUGGUAGCAUGUUGAUCAAGCGGGAGGCAAAGCCCGAGCGAUUUGUCUGGAUCACCCCUGGAGAUGCCCCUCAUGCGUACUGUCUUCAUGCUUUCUCUGGAUCGACCCUACUCGGUCGUUCUUCACCGAUCAGCGUCGCUGCACCCAUCGCCAAGCGCGAGAGUAUCGCUGAUGUGGCCGAUGCAAUGGGCCCCUGGUUCGACGGUGUCGCCUACAUGAAGUCCAAGAAGAAUACUAAGACUUUUGUCUCAAAGGCAAAGAACACCUCGGUCGCCAUUCUCGGCGGAGGCAUGUCUGGCCUCAUGACGAGCCACCUGCUCGAGUCAGUUGGCAUCCACAACUGGCACAUCUUCGAGUCAUCAGAGCGAGUUGGUGGGCGUAUUCGCACCAAGUAUCUUAACAACACGCGCCCAGAUCAAUACCAAUAUCAGGAAAUGGGACCCAUGCGCUUUCCCGUCAGCAUCACUUACGCAGACACCAACGAGACUCUCGAGAUCAUGGAUCACCGUAUGGUCUUCCAGUUGGCUGGCGUGCUCAACGAGAUGAAUGCCGAUAGACCAGAUCUCCAAGUCAAUUUCAUCCCCUGGGUACAAUCGAGUCCCAACGUCCCCGCUUCAACGGGCGGCAACCGCCUACCAAACGGCCUUAUUCCAACAGCAGCAGAAGUCGCUGCGAACUCCUCGCUUGUGUAUACCGCCGCAUCAUCCAAUGACACGGCCAUGGCUGAGGCCGAGGCCGCGUAUGCGAACUAUACUACACUAGAUGACCGAGCCACCAUCCGGGCAAUUGCAACUAAUAUGUACAAGGCCCACAAAAAGGCCGUGGAAGAUGGCAUGUUCCACUGGUCUGAAGCCGGAUAUCUGCGCUAUGCUCUGGGUUACAACGCAAACAUCACCGAUUACGUUGCUGGCACCACCGACUCCCCCAUCUGGGGCGACUUUUACGACGACGUCUACUUUUCUGCAACCAAAUGGCGUACCAUCGACAAAGGUCUUGAAUCCCUCCCUCGUGCUUUCUACCCCCACGUCGCAGACAAGGUUACUUUCAACCGCACCAUCCAGGGUCUCAUUUACAAUGAAACAACCGAGAAGAUCUCCGUCGCAUGGAGAGAUGACCCGCUUGCCAUGACCCCCGAGACUGCGGAGUUCGAUUAUGCAGUCGUUGCAGCACCAUUCAGCAAGGUCCGACUUUGGGAUCUACCUCGAUACUCUUCGCUGUUAAGUCGUGCCAUCUCUUCGCUCAACUAUGACCCCGCGUGUAAGAUGGCCCUGCUGUACAAGACGCGAUUUUGGGAGCAUAUGGAGAACCCCAUCUUUGGUGGCUGCGGCUCCGUCGAUGUAUCCGGCGUGGGCAGCGUUUGCUAUCCAUCAUACAACAUGAAUGGCACAGGGCCAGGUGUCAUUCUCGCUUCGUACAUCUCCGGCACAGCAGCACGCUCCGCGGCAGCUCUAAAUCCCGAGGAGCACGUCGCGCUUAUCCAGCGCACCAUGGUGGAAGUGCAUGGUGAUAUCGCCGCUGAGCAGUUCACUGGUAUCUACGAUCGACAGUGCUGGGAGUUUGACCGUCACCAGGCCGGUGCCUGGGCAGAUCCACUGGUCGGCCAGCAGGAGUUGUAUCUGCCAGCAUACUAUCAGACUGAGUUUAAGACGAUUUUCAUCGGUGAGCAUACUAGUUACACGCAUGCUUGGAUCUUUUCGGCCCUUGACUCUGCUGUCCGAGGAACCACUCAGCUACUGUUGGAUCUGGGCCUUGUUGAUGAGGCCAAGUCUAUCGUCGAGACUUGGAUGGGUAGGUGGAUCAAGUUGUAA